AUGGAAACAAUCACAAUGGCGUUGUUCUCCCCGCCAAUCUCUUCUCCAUCUCUUCAAAAUUCCAAUUUCAUCCCAAAGUUCUCAUUCUCUCUCCUCUCCUCGAAGCGCUUCUCUCUCCUCUCCGUCACCCGAGCUUACUCAUCCUCUUCCUCUGACAGUGGGAUAACCUCUCCCGCGGUUACUGAGCCUGUAGCGGUGAUAGUGAAAGAAGCUCCGUCUUCAACACCGGCGGUUAAGAAAGAAGAAACCGCCGCCGCCGGAAAUGUCGCCGUCGAAGGUGAAGAGAUGAAGACGACGGAGACGCUUAUCAAAUUCGAGGAUGCGAGAUGGAGAUAUCACUUACCCGAAGCUGAGCUCCUUAAUGGACGUGCUGCGAUGAUAGGAUUCUUCAUGGCUUACUUUGUUGAUAGCCUUACCGGAGUAGGACUUGUUGACCAAAUGGGGAACUUCUUCUGCAAAACACUCUUGUUCGUCGCUGUUGCUGGAGUUCUCUUCAUCCGCAAGAACGAGGAUGUGGACAAACUCAAGAAACUGUUCGAUGAGACGACAUUGUAUGACAAACAAUGGCAAGCAGCUUGGAAAGAUGGUGAGGACUCAUCAUCAGAAUUGGGUUCAAAGAAGUGA
Molecule: messenger RNA, 624 nt
Organism: Thlaspi arvense
Lineage: Eukaryota; Viridiplantae; Streptophyta; Magnoliopsida; Brassicales; Brassicaceae
Source: the annotation of a GenBank genome assembly